CCGGGAGCUGCGCCGCCCCGCCGGCCGCCGGCACCCAGGCGCCCCCCACCUGCCCAGCGCGGCCCGCCGCCCCCGGGGAGCCGGCCGGCCUGGGGAUCGCUCCCGGGGGGGAGGGCAGUUUCGGGGGUCCCGGGCGGGGGAAGUCGGGCGCCAGAGGGGAGGGGGCGGCGGGUUUUCAUGUGGCCAGCAUGAGCUCCUACUUCGUCAACCCCCUGUUCUCCAAGUACAAAGGCGGCGAGUCCCUGGAGCCGGCCUAUUACGACUGCCGCUUCCCGCAGAGCGUGGGCCGGAGCCAUGCGCUGGUGUACGGGCCCGGCGGCUCGGCGCCCGGCUUCCAGCACGCCUCGCACCACGUCCAAGACUUCUUCCACCACGGCACCUCGGGCAUCUCCAACUCGGGCUACCAGCAGAACCCGUGCUCGCUGAGCUGCCACGGAGACGCCUCCAAAUUCUAUGGCUACGAGGCGCUCCCCAGACAGUCCCUUUAUGGGGCUCAGCAAGAGGCGAGCGUGGUGCAAUAUCCCGACUGUAAAUCCUCCGCCAACACUAACAGUAGCGAAGGACAAGGCCACUUAAAUCAAAACUCGUCUCCCAGCCUCAUGUUUCCAUGGAUGAGACCCCACGCUCCGGGGCGGCGCAGCGGAAGGCAAACUUACAGCCGGUAUCAGACCUUGGAACUAGAAAAGGAGUUUCUCUUUAAUCCUUAUUUGACACGAAAGCGCCGGAUUGAAGUCUCUCACGCCCUGGGACUGACUGAGAGACAAGUGAAGAUCUGGUUCCAGAACCGAAGGAUGAAGUGGAAAAAGGAGAACAACAAGGAUAAACUGCCUGGAGCCCGAGAUGAGGAGAAGGUGGAGGAAGAAGGAAAUGAGGAAGAGGAGAAAGAAGAGGAGGAAAAGGAAGAAAACAAGGACUGAGCAAAAAAGAGAGACACCCCCCCACACACCCCUUUAGCAACUCCCUUGAAGUUUCGUUUUAUGGUAGAGGAUAAAUUGAGAAGUUUACGACUGUCAUUUGCUUUUAUAGAGAAUAGAAUGACACUCACAACUCUAACUACCUGUCAGAUACUUGCAGCUCUGGUUUUAUUACCUUUGGACUUCCCCCGAUCUUUAUUUGUUUGGGGGCUGGAGGGGGGAGACCGAGACACAGCGAAAAGUUCCGAGUCUCUGUCUCAGUCGUUGCCCCAGCGCACACACUUGUCCCUUCCCCCACCUUUCCCAGUCCUGCCUGGAUUUUCAGGUCUGAGACCUGGCCUCCCUGCCCCUUCUCCUGGCCCCUUCUUGCCACACUGCCACCUCCCUGCUUCUAUGGUAUUUAUUUUAGAGGGGAGCCCCCUCAAAAUGCAGAAGAAGACUCGUGGCUUUGUUUUCAUACUAGGAUUAGCGUAUUAGAUUGACUUUUUUUUCCCCAAGGACAGAAAAAGUGAAGGAAGGAAGAAAAAGAAAGGGAAGAUGUUCAAAGACAUUUUUUAAAAUGAUAGCAACGACUAUCCCCCUCCCUCCCUGGGGCUCCCUACUUAGAAACCCCCCCUUGACUUUCUCUAGGAACCUGAUGGAAACCUGAAGGAGGUGGGGGUCUCCCCCUCCCCCCUCCCUUUCCACAGGGUAGAUAGGAGCCUGCAGUUGCUGCUAAGAUCCUACCUAGCCAUCCCAUGGUCACUCGGGCCCAUGCCUUCCUCCCCUUCGCUGUCUAAUUUCUGUUGUUGGGCCCAGCUUCCUCUGAGCUACAUUGGUGUGAGCGCUCAGAAAUCACCAUAAUCAUGAAAAUAAUAAUAAUACUGAUAAUAAUAAUAAUGAUGAUGAUGGUAAAUCUUUAACAUACUACCUAAAGGGAACCUGCAAUAAUCUUGGAAAAAUAAGAAAGAGAGAAAUUUUUUAAAAUCCUAAUACGGGAGAAAAAAAGAGAAAAAAAUUUAAAAUUAAAAAAAAAAAAGAAACCUCCAACGUAUUUUAUCACUACCUAUAGGAAGAAAUCCUGCUUUGAGAGUAUUUGUAAUGCGGUUUUGUUGUCAUUUGUUGCUGCUUAUUUCACUAAGAAAAACCCAACAACUGAGACUGCCUAGCCCGCCGGUCCUGUGCGCUUUUAUUGUGCUUCUAACCCCAGUAGAGUAGAACUAAAUUGCACUGAAUGUAUAGUUAACUCUGUCUUGAAUUCUCUGUUUAUGCAAUGUGCUCGAAAGAAAAAAAAACGUUAAAAAUAUAUCUAUAAUAAUAAUUUUUGGUCAUUUGUCUUUAUGUCCAGCUAUGAAUGUAGAUUUUGUGUCCCGGCAGCCCUGUUUCUGGUCCAAGUACUUUGUAUUGUAUACGUGAGUCAUAAUAAAAAAAAAAAAAAGGAGAAAAACAGUUGAAGCUGGAAUGACUGACUUGUUUUUUCCCCAGCACACACCCCGCUCAUUCUCUACCCCCUCUCCUCCUUAUCCUUCUUUUUCAACAGUCUGUUAAAGGUUUCCUCCGCUGACCUGACUUGGGGCUGGGGAGCACUCACUUGGAGAGGAGCGGAGGAGUUGAGAGGGCAGGCUGGACUGGGAGGGCAGGUGAAAGGGGGGAGGUGAAGAGGAGGAGGAGGAAGAGCAGGAUGCUCUUGGGAGAACCUUGACUCCAAACAAAGUGAGUUUCUGGAUGCCAGGAUCCCAAUGGGAAGAAAGCAUCUUCUCCCCACUUAUCUGUCUUCCUCCUGGCCCUGGGCUGGGCCCAGAUCAAAAAUUUGCCCCCUGUUCCCCUCUAGCAACUAGGCCUGUUUCUUCCAGGGGCUGGGGCUGAGGUUGAGGAUGAGGCAAUGGGGUUCUUUCUGACCUCCACAUGCCCCUCAUAGCCAACCCUUGGUACUCAGCACCCAGCACUAGACUGUGAACAGGGUAGGAAGGAUGUGAGGCUCAAGGCAGUCUGGAGGACUUGGCUGGAAGAAGCCUGAGUGUGGGGGGUGAGGAAGCUUAAGCGUGGGGGAGAGGAGAGAAGGGAAAAGUGAGUGGACUGAUACGCCAAGCAGCCUGGAUCCACAGUCUGAAAUGUAAAUUCGGCCAGUACAGAGCCAUCACUGUCACCCAGCCCGCUUGCACUUCCUCCAGCCUCUGUUCUGGCUGUUUCAAGCCCAUUCCCGGCUUCACCUUGGCAAUUGGGCAGCCCGCCCUGCCCUUAUAACGCACGUCAGUUAGCCUGGGUGGGGGGUGGGCCUGCUGAGUGGACAGUCCCCCACCCCAGCCACAGCAGGGUAAAGACAGUCUUCAUUGGACUCCUCAUUCCCCCCAAAAAACGGUGGAAGGCUAAGGGACUCAAGGGGCAAGAGGUCUCUCACUCCUCCCUGGAGGGUCCUAGACAGAGAAAUCUGUUAUGCCAGUGA
Molecule: messenger RNA, 3336 nt
Organism: Hippopotamus amphibius kiboko
Lineage: Eukaryota; Metazoa; Chordata; Mammalia; Artiodactyla; Hippopotamidae
Gene: HOXC8
Product: homeobox C8
Exons: 2
Coding region: 189-917 (242 amino acids)
Biological process (GO): regulation of transcription by RNA polymerase II
Cellular component (GO): nucleus
Molecular function (GO): DNA-binding transcription factor activity, RNA polymerase II-specific; RNA polymerase II transcription regulatory region sequence-specific DNA binding
Source: RefSeq, a predicted model, not a curated record